This is a messenger RNA of Limulus polyphemus (Atlantic horseshoe crab), 3323 nucleotides long. RefSeq names its product inositol polyphosphate 5-phosphatase OCRL-1-like (gene Ocrl). Gene Ontology annotation, molecular function: phosphatidylinositol-4,5-bisphosphate 5-phosphatase activity; inositol phosphate phosphatase activity. The record is from RefSeq and is a predicted model, not a curated record. The coding region runs from base 74 to 2815 and encodes 913 amino acids. Lineage: Eukaryota; Metazoa; Arthropoda; Merostomata; Xiphosura; Limulidae. Gene Ontology annotation, cellular component: membrane. Gene Ontology annotation, biological process: phosphatidylinositol dephosphorylation; signal transduction. The transcript has 24 exons.
GCUUGAAGUAUGUAACAAGCGAAGAUGAGCAGAAAUGUGACCAUCAUUGAAUUUUCAAAAAACAAGGUGAUAUAUGUUACCUGCUGCUAUCAUGAUGGAUCAGCAAACAGUUUCUGCCAUCCAGGGAUUUCUAGGUUCCCAAGCAAAAUGUGUGACUUCUAUAGAAGCUGGCCUGGUGCGAGACUGGGUAAAGACAAGUAGGAUUUUGGUCUUGGUACAAAAUAAUAAUGAGCAUGGGUUACUUGUGUUUGUAUCAUCAAAACCCAAUGUAACAAGUACAGCUGAUCUCUCUGUGGAAAAAGCUUUUCCUAUCAAUGAACAUUUUAAGUGUGAAAUUGAUACUUCAGGCAUAGAUGUAUUUGCUGGUGCUGAUGUGUAUGUGAAAGUGACCUACCAGAAACAGAAGCUGCUAUUUGAAUUACCAUUCAGUCCCAGAACAAACACUUUUGUAGCAGAGGUCACAAGGGCAGCAGAAGCUAGUUCACUACGAGUCGGGCCACCACCGAGUUUCACUUGGCUGCAAGCUUAUGUACCAUUGAAUGUACCACAUACUCUCUGGUUCGACCUUUCUGAUGAUAAUGUUUCACAUCACUCAGUGGGUUCAACUUCUUUAAAAUCUGGGUUGGCUUUUGAUGAUAAUUUCUCAGAGUUAAUGACAUCAGACAACUGGCCAAGCAAUACUGAACUUAAGAAAAGUGAUUCACAAGAGAGUGACCUUGAUAAUUCAGAAAACUUUGGCAACAUACCCAGACAAAGUAUUGCCAUGGGAGCUACACCUUUAGCUGCUAGAGAAAGUGUGGUAAAACUCCAGAUGACAAUGAGAGAAGAAGAUUAUACAGACCUUCAGAAUUUUAGAGUGUUUAUUGGUACCUGGAAUGUAAAUGGGCAAGCACCAAUAAUCUCAUUAGAAGAUUGGUUAGCUCCAAAGUCAGACUUGCUGCCUCCAGACUUAUAUGUCAUUGGUUUCCAGGAGCUAGACCUUAGUAAAGAAGCCUUUCUGUUUAAUGACACUCCAAGGGAGGAGGAGUGGUUGCAUGCAGUCUCAAAUGCUUUACAUCCUGAAGCUGAGUACAAGAAGGUGAAACUUGUUCGUCUUAUUGGCAUGAUGUUAAUAAUUUUUGUUCAAGUAAAACACGUUGAUUGUAUACAGAAUGUUGCUGCAGAGACAGUUGGUACAGGAAUUAUGGGGAAGAUGGGCAACAAAGGAGGUGUAGCUGUUCGUUUUGAUCUUCAUAGCACAUCAGUCUGUUUCAUCAACUGUCAUUUAGCAGCUCACGUAGAAGAAUUUGAAAGGAGAAACCAAGAUUACAGUGACAUUUGUGCUCGUUUAGUAUUUAAUCAGUUUAAACCACCAAAGUUUAUCAAGGAUCAUCAACAAAUAUACUGGCUAGGUGACAUGAACUAUCGAAUUAUGGAUCUUGACACAGACCAAGUUAAAGGUUUGAUUGACAAGCAGUGCUACCCCACUCUCUUGGAGCAUGAUCAGCUUACGAUACAACAUGGAUUUAAGAGGGUAUUUGUUGGCUGUAUAGAAGGGCCUGUAAGAUUUCCUCCAACCUACAAGUAUGAUCCAGGUACUAAUGACUGGGAUUCAAGUGAGAAGAACCGUCCUCCUGCAUGGUGUGACAGAAUUUUGUGGAAGGGAGAACAUAUAAGUCAGCUUUGUUACAGAAGUCACCCUUCUCUGAUGAUUAGUGAUCACAAGCCUGUUAGUUCUGUGUUUGAAGUUGGAAUUAAAGUUGUAGAUAACAUCAAGUACAGAAAGAUUUAUGAGGAAGUUAUGAAAAAACUUGACAAACUAGAAAAUGAAUUUCUUCCCCAAGUCACUGUUGAUAAAAUGGAGGUACAUUUUGAAAGAGUGACUUUUAUUGAGCCAGUUUCUCGCUUCCUUACCAUUGCCAACACAGGCCAGGUUCCUGUACAGUUUGAGUUUAUUAAGAAACUGAAUGACACCAGGUAUUGCAAAGAUUGGCUCAACAUCAAACCAUACAUGUCUUUUAUUAUGCCAGGUGAGAAAUGUGAUGUUGAGUUAGAAGUGUAUGUUGAUAAACGAACAGCAUUCAAAUUGAACUCUAAGCAAGAUACUCUAGAUGAUAUCCUUGUGUUACACCUGGAAGGUGGAAAAGAUCUUUUUAUUACUGUACAAGGCGCUUACAUACCAAGUUGUUUUGGUUCAUCAUUAGAUGCUCUAGUUCGAAUGCCAUUUCCUAUACGUGAGGUUCCUACAGCAAAGCUAAUUGACUUGGAAACUCAUCCCAAAGAAAUUAAAGCUAAAGAACCACCUUUUGAGAUCCCAAAGGAACUUUGGUUACUCAUAGAUCACCUUUUUAAAUAUGGAUUAACAAAGGAAGAUCUGUUUCAACAGCCAGGAUUACAUCAAGAGAUCCAACAAGUUCUAGAAAAGCUAGAUACUGGAAAACCAGAACAUAUGCCUGGAAGUGUUAAUUCUGUAGCAGAGGCACUACUACUAUUUUUGGAGGCACUAGCAGAUUCUGUAGUCCCUACCAUAUUCUACCAGAGGUGUCUGGAUUGUUCUAAUAACUUCAUCCUCUGUAAACAAGUUAUCUUCCAGCUUCCUCAGGUCCACAGAAAUGUCUUUCUGUAUAUAAUGUAUUUUCUAAAGGAGCUUCUUCAUCACUCUGCAUAUAAUAAACUUGAUCCCAACUUGCUAGCAACUGUGUUUGGAAGUAUUCUCCUCCGAGCUCCUCCUAAUGAUGAUCUAGAUAUUAAUCUACCAGGAGUACGAAGGAAUCAACAGCUUGCAGACAGAAAAAAAGCCACUUUUGUCUAUCAUUUUUUAAUGAAUGACUGGUGAAUAAUGUAUAUAUAUGUAUGUAUUUCAUAAAUGUGUAGAUAUAAAUAUUUAAAAAUAAGAAAACAUGCAAAGUAGCUUGGUUGGUGUAGUUCUGAUACAUGUAGGUUCUAAAAGUAUAUGUUGUAUGUUUCUUUGUUUUAUGAUUGUUAUUUUAAAAAAGUUUUGCAAUUCAAAGUAUAAGUUGAACUGAGUGCUGUCCAUAAUUAAACUGACUUUUUUAUUCUGUUUCAUAAAAGACUAGAGACUACCAAUUCCACUAAAUGUUGAUAGAUGGCCAUAGUGUAUACAGGCCUUUGAAUUACAGCAAUGAAGCUAAAACACCUGUACUGUAUAUUCCUAUAUGACUUUGCUCAGUUACUUUUUUUUUCAUAUUGAGGGAGUAAUGAUUAAAUUUAUUGAGAUUUUUAAAAGUAGCCAUGGAAUUUAUAUAUAAUGUAUUUUAUGUUUUGUAAUAGUAAAUGGAUAUUUAGAUUUACUAACUCUGAAGAAAAAGUCCACGAAAGACAGU